This is a messenger RNA of Brassica oleracea var. oleracea, 967 nucleotides long. RefSeq names its product probably inactive leucine-rich repeat receptor-like protein kinase At5g48380. Lineage: Eukaryota; Viridiplantae; Streptophyta; Magnoliopsida; Brassicales; Brassicaceae. The coding region runs from base 103 to 882 and encodes 259 amino acids. Gene Ontology annotation, molecular function: protein binding. The record is from RefSeq and is a predicted model, not a curated record. The transcript has 2 exons.
UCGUCUUUUUUCUUGCUAUCAAGAGAAUGCUCAACAACAAAAACAAAACAAAACGCUUCCUGUCUCGUUCUUAGUUUUGCUAUCGUACCUUCAUCAGGCUAUAUGAUGAUGGUUGCUAAGCAAGUUUGUACCAUUUUCAUCCGGAGCUGUAUCUGGCUGUUACUGCUCCCUAUCUUGACCCGUGCAAUGGAGUCCGACAUAACUUGCCUGAGAAGCUUGAAGUCCCAGCUUAAGGACCCCCAUGCAUAUCUGUCUAACUGGAUAUUUGGAAACUACAGUGACGGUUAUAUCUGCAGCUUCUUUGGCGUGUAUUGCUGGCGUAGUAACCAUAAUAAGGUGCUAAGCAUCAAUCUUGGCGGGUCUGGUCUGGAGGGAGAGUUUCCUAGUGGUGUUAAACUAUGUUCGUUCAUGGAGAGCCUAAACCUUACUGGAAACAACCUCACUGGCACUCUUCCAUCAGACACAUUCUCAUCUCUUCCAUAUCUUGUUACUCUAGACCUCUCCAACAACAACUUGGCUGGUGAAAUCCCUGCUAAUUUGCCAAACAUGUCCUACUUAAACACGCUUUUGCUUGAUCAUAACCGGUUCACAGGUAGCAUCCCGUCCGAGUUAGCCUCAAGUCCAAGACUCCUACAGUUCUCGGUGGCUCACAAUGAUCUUAAAGGCCCCAUUCCUGAAUUCACCGCUGGAAACAUAUCUCUCUCGAGCUUUGAUGACAAUCCGGAUCUGUGUGGUUUCCCGCUGGAUCCCUGCCCGGACUCUUUCUAUUCCAUGGCCAUUAUAGCAGCCAACAUUGCUGCAGCUGCAUUUUUCCCUAUAGGUGCAUGCUACGGCUGGUUAUAUGAUAGCCGGAAACAGAAUCAACGACCAAGAAGACGUUAAAGCAAAGUCCUUACCAGAUAAAAAGUAAAGUCCACUUGUUUCAGUGAAUCUUGUUGUCUCUUUAGCACACAUAGUUAUCAUGUUA